UGAAGCCGCCUCCCCCGCGCCCAACUCGCAGCCCACACAUCAUCUUUGCGGGCAGCCCGGAGCCUGCCUGGGUGCCCCGGGCGGUGAAUUCCCGGCCUGGAGGCCGCGGCGCGGCAGGGUCCUCCCGGGCAGGGCUCUGCCGCGGCUGCGGGCGGUGUUCUGGGUGCGCACAGACCGCGUUCCCAGAGCGCAGGAAGGUAGGAGAGGCGCUCAGCCCUCUCCACUGAGAAAGGCACAAACUCCAGUUGUCUUCCAGUCAUUUCCAGAAUUUUAUCCCAGAGUCACAAAGAAAUACCUAAUACUUUCCUAGGAUGGCAUCCAUUGACCUGAGGUCAUUUACCGAAGGGACUGUGUUAAGCAUUCAUAACAUCUGCUAUCGAGAAAAAGUGAAGAGUGGCUCUCUACUUUGCCGGAGAACAUCUGAGAGAGAAAUAUUAACAAAUAUCAAUGGGAUCAUGAAACCUGGCCUUAAUGCUAUCAUGGAAUGCACAAGUGGAGACAAAUCUUUGUUGCUGGACGUCUUAGCUGCAAGGAAAGAUCCAAGUGGAUUAUCUGGAGAUAUUUUGAUCAAUGGAGCGCCUCGACCUGCCAAUUUCAAAUGUAAUUCAAGUUUUGUGGUUCAAGAUGAUAUCUUGCUGGACACCCUGACAGUGAGAGAAAACUUACAUUUCUCAGCAGCUCUUCGACUUCCAACAACUGUGACAAAACAUGAAAAAGAUGAACGGAUUAAGAAGGUCAUUGAUGCGUUAGAUCUGGAGGAAGUGGCUGAUUCCAAGAUCGAAAAGAAAGAAAAGACCAGUAUAGCAAUGGAGCUGAUCACUGAUCCUUCCAUCUUGUUCCUGGAUGAGCCGACAAAGGGUUUAGACUCGAGCACCGCAAAUGCUGUCUUUUUGCUCCUGAAAAAGAUUUCUGAGCAGGGACGAACAAUCAUCUUCUCCUUUCAUGAGCCUCAGAAUUCCAUCUUCAAGCUGUUCGACAGCCUCACCAUAUUGGCCUCAGGAAGGCUAAUGUUCCAUGGUCCGCAAGAAGCUUUGGAGUACUUUGCAUCAGCAGGUUACCAUUGUGAGCCCCACAACAACCCUUUAGACUUCUUCCAGGACAUCCUGAAUGGAUACUCCCCUGCUGUGGUAGUAAACAACGAGGAAGUCUGUGAAGCCCAUGAAACUGAACAGCUGUUAACGAGACAGUCCUCAGUGAUCAAAGGAUUAGCUCAGUUUUAUGCUGAAUCCCGCUUCUACAGAGAAACAGAAACGGAAUUAGAGAGACUUUCAGGUGUUGACAAUUACAGGAGGUCGGCCUUCAAGGAGAUCACCUAUGGCACCACCUUCUGCCACCAGGUCACAUGGAUUAUCUGGCGUUCGUUCAAAAACUGGCUGGGUCAUCUCCAGCCCUGGAUAGUUCAGAUAAUCAUCGCACUGAUACUGGGACUGGUGAUAGGUUUCGCUUUCCUUAGACUGAAAAAUGGUUGUACUGAAAUCCAGAAUAGAGCCUGGUCACUCUAUGUGCUGACUGUCUUCCAGUGUGUCACUAGUGUUUUAACCAGGGAGAUCUUCUUGAUGGAGAGGAAUCUUUUUAUGUGA
Molecule: messenger RNA, 1580 nt
Organism: Sciurus carolinensis (gray squirrel)
Lineage: Eukaryota; Metazoa; Chordata; Mammalia; Rodentia; Sciuridae
Product: broad substrate specificity ATP-binding cassette transporter ABCG2-like
Cellular component (GO): plasma membrane
Molecular function (GO): ATP binding; ABC-type transporter activity; ATP hydrolysis activity
Source: RefSeq, a predicted model, not a curated record